AUGGAGGAACUUGAAAACCUUUAUGAUGUGUUUCUGCACGUCACAAGUAAUUGGCGCUGUAAUAAUCUGGUUAUUAUGGGCGACUUUAACGCUGGAUGCAGUUACCUCUCUAAGAAGAAGAGGCGCUCUCUUCGCCUAUAUAGUGAUCCAAAAUUUCACUGGCUGAUUGGGGACGAGGUUGACACUACAGUGAGAGAAAGCACAAAGUGCCCUUAUGACAGGAUAGUGGUGUACGGCGAGGAAUUGGCAAAUUUGGUGAACUCUGCUGGAAUUUACAAUUUUACAAAAGAGUUGGGACUCACAGAGGUGGAGGCCCUGAAAAUCAGUGAUCAUUAUCCAGUGGAGGCAGAUUUUAUUGUGAGACUUGGUAGCGCUCAUACUUUGCUUCCAUCUAUUGGUCUCCUUGUUCUGAGCGUCCUAGCAGCUGGAGGAACAAAAACUUUACAAUGA
Molecule: messenger RNA, 450 nt
Organism: Staurois parvus
Lineage: Eukaryota; Metazoa; Chordata; Amphibia; Anura; Ranidae
Source: the annotation of a GenBank genome assembly